Molecule: messenger RNA, 381 nt
Organism: Dentiscutata erythropus
Lineage: Eukaryota; Fungi; Glomeromycota; Glomeromycetes; Diversisporales; Gigasporaceae
Source: the annotation of a GenBank genome assembly
GUUCUUUCAGAUCCUAAUAGACGAAACCGUGAAAUUGAUAAGGCAUCUUCAGACGCUGACGUAUUAUUGAAAAUAAAUCCAAAUUGCCCUGUUGCAUUACAUGCUCGGGGAGGUAUAAAUAAAUUGAAGGGUAAAUAUGACGAUGCAUAUUUAGACUAUAAAAAAUCACUGGAAAUAAAGCCUGAUUUUGGUGAUGCUAAAUUGAAAUGCGCAUUAGUUAAAAGAAAUGUAGACGGUCAUAUUGAAUCUAUGGGUAAUAUACCAUUUAUAGUGUAUAAUGAAAUUCGCGAUAUUAGACUUUUGAAUGGAAAUGGAGGGUUUGGCGAUAUUUUUAAAGCAACUUGGGUGAAUAAUUUAGGAGAAAAAAAAAGUAGCUCUUAA